Molecule: messenger RNA, 1843 nt
Organism: Vombatus ursinus (common wombat)
Lineage: Eukaryota; Metazoa; Chordata; Mammalia; Diprotodontia; Vombatidae
Product: queuosine salvage protein-like
Exons: 4
Coding region: 163-1188 (341 amino acids)
Source: RefSeq, a predicted model, not a curated record
AGCUCGAGACGCCGUGGCGGGGAAAGGAGGAGGAUCCGGUCAGGGCUGGAAAACUGCACGUGAGCCGGUGCAGUAAGCUUUGUGCAGGGCGCGCUAGCGGGGCUCGGGGCGUUGCUUUGGUCGUUUUUCCUUUCCAUUUUACAGUCCCGGAGGACAGGCGCGAUGGAAGCCCCCUUACCCCCUCGGGAGUCUGCGGAAUUCGUGGCGGUCCGUAGCCAAGAUGUGUUUGUUGAAAAAGGCGGAGUCGAUCGAGUGGCCGAGAUGCUGCUGGAGAAGGUCCCGGGCCGAGAGUUCGGCUUGGGGGGCUGGAAGUCCUUGCACGAGCUGAACCCUCAGGCGACCGACGAAGAUGCGGUCAACUGGGUGUUUGUGGUGGACACUCUCAAUUUCUCCUUUUGGUCCGAACAGGAAGAUCGCAAGUGUGCGGUGAAGUACAGGAGUAAAACGUACAGCGGGUACUGGGCCCUUUGCGCUGCGGUCAACCGAGCCCUGGAUGAAGGAAUACCCCUCACUAGGGCGUCAUUCUAUGCCACAGUUACUCUUGAUCAGCUUCAGCAUAUUUUGCAUUCUGACACAGAUGUGCCUAUGCCUUUGAUAGAAGAGAGGCAUCAGAUUCUCAAUGAAACUGGAAAAAUUUUACUUGAGAAGUUUGGAGGGUCUUUUCUUAAUUGUGUUCGAAAGAGUGACAAAAGUGCACAAAAACUCCUGUCCCUGGUAGUUGAAAGUUUUCCUUCUUAUAGAGAUGUGGCUGUAUAUCAGGGUAAAAGGAUUUCAUUUUACAAACGGGCUCAGAUACUUGUGGCAGAUACUUGGUGUGUAUUAGAAGGAAAAGGAGAUGGUUGCUUCAAUGACAUUUCCAGUAUCACUAUGUUUGCUGACUACAGACUACCUCAAGUUCUUGCUCACCUGGGAGCAAUAAGAUAUUCUGAUGAACUACUGAAGAAACUUCUUAAAGGAGAAAUGUUUCUAUCUGGGGAUAAACAAGAGGUGGAAAUCAGAGGCUGUUCUGUUUGGUGUGUUGAACUGAUUCGAGAUCGACUUCUAGAACUUUCUGAAGAAAAGGGAGUAAAAAUCUGUGUAGAAAUAAAUUCAGUUCUUCUUGAUUAUUAUUUAUGGGACUAUGCCCGGGAUCACAGGGAAGAUAUGAAAGGAAUUCCAUUUCAUCGCAUACGAUGCAUAUAUUAUUGAUUAUAAGUUCUAGUCAAUCAGACCCCAGAGUCUUAUAACAUAUAAUCAGCUGUGCACCUUGUCUUUUAUUAUGGUUAACCAGGAAAAAGUGUAGCACAAACUAUGGGGAAGAACAAGGAUUAUUUCACUUUUUCUUAUCUGCUACUGUGCAUUCCAGAUUUGAUUUUUUGUUUGAUCAUGUUUCAUUCUUUACCUCUUUAGUGCUCUAAUUUCAGUAUUCCAAUUAUUGCAAAAUUUCUUUUAAAAAGUUAAUCUACCUUUUAAAUACCAGUUUUCAGUGGGAUUUUUCAACCAUUCCUUGAGUUGACAAUCCUUAUUUUAUAUCCAUUUUCUAUUUACUACAUUCAUCUGUUUAAAAUUCUCAUAUAUGUAUAUGUGAUCAUAGGUUGCAUUUAAGUGGAAAAAGGGGAAUUGUGUAUAUUCACAUAAAAGCAUCUAUUUUAAUAACACUGUUCUACCAAUAAUGAUGCUGUUGCAAAAAUCAAGGGAUGCAGUUGUAAUUAUGUUUGGUAUGUAACAGUCACUACAAGAUUAAAGAUUCUUUUUGAUGUAGUUGUCUAACCUAUAAAUGACUGAUUUGGAAUUGAAUAAACUUUUUUAUACAAAUGUUAAACUAUUUUUAAAAGUCGUGUAAUUUUGAAAGCCUAAUAAAGCA